ACCUCUCGCUACCCAGUCAGAUACCUCUAGAAUCGAAUCGCGUAGGCCUCCCGCCGUCGUCGAGCGGGGUUCCCUUAUUUGGACAUUUGAGCAGACGAAGAACCCCAACAUAGAGAUGGGAGAUCUCUCUUCUAAUGGCGGCUCCAGCCAGGACCCAAAAUCCCCGAAGCUACCGAUCCCUGGCAAGCGUAACAUCCUCAUCACCAGCGCCUUGCCCUAUGUCAACAACGUCCCUCAUCUCGGCAACAUCAUCGGAUGUGUGCUAAGUGCUGAUGUGUUUGCGCGAUAUUGCCGGCUGAGGGGCUACAACGCAAUAUAUAUAUGUGGGACUGAUGAGUACGGAACAGCAACAGAAACCAAGGCGUUAGAGGAGAAGUGUACCCCACAGGAGAUUUGUGACAAAUACCAUGCUAUUCAUAGGGACGUCUAUAAGUGGUUUGAUAUAAGUUUUGAUGAGUUUGGACGUACAUCAAGUCCACAGCAGACUGAAGUCUGCCAGGCAAUAUUUAAGAAGCUGCUGGAGAACAAUUGGCUUUCUGAGAAUUCAAUGCAACAGCUAUAUUGUGAUACUUGCGAAAGAUUCUUAGCUGACAGGCUUGUGGAGGGAAACUGUCCUACCCCGGGAUGUGGUUACGAGUCUGCUCGAGGAGAUCAAUGUGAAAAAUGUGGGAAGCUUUUAAACCCUACGGAAUUAAAUGAUCCUAGGUGCAAGGUCUGUCGGAAGCCUCCUCGUAUUCGUGAUACAAACCACUUGUUUCUUGAACUCCCUUUGCUGAAAGAAAAAUUGGAAGAGUACAUCAACAACAUGUCAGUUGCUGGAUCCUGGACCCAGAAUGCUAUUCAGUCAACAAAUGCGUGGCUUAAAGAAGGACUUAGACCACGAUGCAUUACCAGGGAUCUGAAAUGGGGGGUGCCUGUUCCACAUGACAAUUUUAAGGACAAGGUUUUCUAUGUCUGGUUUGAUGCACCUAUCGGAUAUGUCUCAAUCACUUCUUGCUACACUCCUGAGUGGGAAAAGUGGUGGAAAAACCCUGAAAAUGUGGAGCUUUUUCAGUUUAUGGGGAAAGAUAAUGUGCCGUUCCACACUGUGAUGUUUCCAUCUACGCUUCUUGGAACUGGUGAAAGUUGGACCUUGAUGAAGACAAUCAGUGUUACUGAGUACUUGAAUUAUGAAGCAGGAAAGUUUUCUAAGAGUAAAGGUGUAGGAGUUUUUGGUAAUGAUGCAAAAGAUACAAACAUUCCUGCGGAAGUCUGGAGGUAUUACCUGCUAACUAACAGGCCAGAGGUAUCCGACACAGAUUUUAAAUGGUCUGAUUUGCAAGCCAAACUUAACAGCGAGUUGCUUAGUAAUUUGGGCAACUUCAUUAACCGUGUUUUGAGUUUUAUUGCUAAACCUGAAGGUGUUGGAUAUGGGUCUGUUGUUCCUGACGCUCCAGGGGCGGAUUCACAUCUUUUGACAAAGGCAUUGGCUGACAAAGUUGGUGCAUAUGUGGACCAAUAUGUCGAAGCCAUGGAGAAGGUCAAACUAAAGCAAGGAUUGAAGACUGCAAUGGCCAUUUCUAGUGAAGGAAACUCAUACCUUCAAGAAAAUGAAUUUUGGAAGCUUUACAAGGAAGACCUGCCUUCAUGUUCCAUUGUUAUGAAAACGUCAGUUGGAAUUGUGUAUCUUCUUGCAUGCUUACUUGAGCCUUUUAUGCCGUCUUUCUCUGCUGAGGUUUUUAAACAGCUUAAUUUGCCUCCUGAAACGGAAGCUUCACUUGGUGAUGAAAAAGGAAACAUUGACAAGGCAAGAAGGCCUUGGGAAAUCCUACCUGCUGGUCAUAAACUUGGGACACCCCAACCAUUGUUCAAGGAAUUGAAAGAUGAUGAAGUGAACUUCCUUCGGGAAAAAUUUGCUGGAAGUCAGGCUGAUAGAAUUGAAAGAGCAGAAGCUGAAGCAGCAAAGACUGCUGAGCAACUUAAGCAGAUAAAAAUUUCAGAUGUCAGCGGGAAGAAGCAGCGGCCAACAAAGCCUAAAGCUGAAGCCAAGCCAAAAGCCAAUGCCGAGCCAGAAAUUUCAAUUACAAGACUUGAUAUUCGUGUUGGUCUAAUAAAAAAGGCUCAAAAGCAUCCUGAUGCCGACUCACUAUAUGUUGAGGAGAUUGAUGUUGGUGAAGAACAGCCUCGAACAGUGGUCAGUGGACUUGUCAAAUACAUACCGCUUGAGGAAAUGCAGAAUCGGAAGGUAUGUGUUCUCUGCAAUCUGAAGCCAGCUACUAUGAGGGGUAUAAAGUCCCAGGCAAUGGUGCUUGCUGCUUCCAACAGUGACCACAGCAAGGUUGAACUGGUUGAUCCCCCGGAAUCUGCUAGUGUUGGAGAGCGAGUUACAUUUCCUGGCUUUGAAGGAGAACCUGAUGAUGUCUUAAAUCCCAAGAAGAAGGUCUGGGAGACAUUGCAGGUGGAUCUUCAAACCAAUGAAGACCUGGUGGCCUGCUACAAAGAUAUCCCUCUUACCACAUCUGCAGGCUCGUGCAAGGUGGCAUCCAUCCAAAGUGGUUCCAUAAGGUAGAAAAUUUUUCCCAAACCAUUGAAAGACAGAACCUUGGAUUAUGUUGCAUUUCUUCCCAUUUUUCAUCAGUGUAUUUCUUAGUGACUGUAGAAAGUAACUUCCUCAUCGAACAGCCAUUGUAGCAUUGAACGGCAGUUCGAUGUUACUAAGAAGUGAGGUUGUUUGCUGUUUUGAUUGAAAAAAGUGGAUUGCAAGAAAAUGUUAUCUAGUACUGAUUAAUGUCACAUUCUCUCUUUAAAGAAUAGUGCAACAAUGACCAGUGCAACUGGGGUGAAAAGAAGAUUUAUUUCGGGUGA
Messenger RNA from Tripterygium wilfordii, 2844 nucleotides. Its product is annotated as probable methionine--tRNA ligase. The transcript is spliced from 17 exons. Gene Ontology annotation, cellular component: cytosol; aminoacyl-tRNA synthetase multienzyme complex. The record is from RefSeq and is a predicted model, not a curated record. Gene Ontology annotation, biological process: methionyl-tRNA aminoacylation. Bases 116 to 2548 code for a protein of 810 amino acids. Lineage: Eukaryota; Viridiplantae; Streptophyta; Magnoliopsida; Celastrales; Celastraceae. Gene Ontology annotation, molecular function: tRNA binding; methionine-tRNA ligase activity; ATP binding.